Candida tropicalis MYA-3404 is the source of this 1281-nucleotide messenger RNA. RefSeq lists its product as uncharacterized. The record is from RefSeq and is a predicted model, not a curated record. The transcript has a single exon. Lineage: Eukaryota; Fungi; Ascomycota; Pichiomycetes; Serinales; Debaryomycetaceae. The coding region runs from base 1 to 1281 and encodes 426 amino acids.
AUGUCUUUACAGAUAAGUCCCUUUUCCUUAGCAUCUAGCGUGCUUACUUUAUCUUUAGCUGGAAUUGUAUCAGGUGCUAAUUUAGGUGGUCUUGAUACCCCAGUGACAAAUACCAAAAAUACUGAUACCUCCACCACAACAACCGAAGAUAACGCUACCACAGAAACUGAGAAUAAUGAUAAUAAUGGGGAUAAUAACUCGGACAAUGCUCAAACAACAACGGUAGAUACAGGGUCUGCUGUAUUUAUAAAUACAGAAACAGGUAAUACUGAUACAACAACAACAACCACUCAACAAACAAGCAAUAAUAAUCAAAAGACUACUCUGCAAAGUAGUCAACAGCAACAGCAACAACAACAAAGUCCAUCGGUGGUGACAGUUACUGCUACUGCACAACAACAGAAUUCCCAAAAUAGUGCUCAAACAAGCACGGUAACACAAUCAGCAGCACAAGCAGGGACAACUUCUCAAAGCGUUCAAGUCACUAAAGUUACAGAAACUCAUAUGGAAACUCAGACCACACAAAUUGUUGAAACCAUUCAAGGUGGUGAAACACAACAACAAGAUACAACCUCGGGAGAAGGUCGUGGUGGUCAAGUCCAAACUAGAGUAAGUACUUUAACUGCAGCAGUUACUCAAACCACUUUAGUCACACAAACUUUGUUAUAUGUUAGUGGUACCCAAGCUGAACAAGUGACCACGGUUACUUUACAAACUGCUAGUGAAGUAGCUCCAAUUUCUUCACAAGAUAGUCAAAGCUCAAGUCAAGGUCUACAGACUACAACUAUUUGGUGGACACCUUCUGCUUCAAGACUGGUUCAAGAUGGUUCUACAGUAACUGUUAGUCAAGGUAGUUUUGCAGUUACUCCAGUUACUCAAAAUGAAUCAACAACAAUCUGGUGGGUUCCUACAACACAGAGUGGUAUGUCAACAGUAACAGUUAGUGGAUAUUCAAGAUCCAACUCUGGCACUAGUUCAAAUUCCAAUAGUAAUCUGAGAUCAACUUCUACUUCCAGUGGAUCAGAUGAUGGUAGGGCUACCAUUACAACGACAGACUCUAGAGGAUCCAGUAUUGUAUGGAUAGCUACUACCGGAUCUGAAUUUUCAUACCAAGACCCAUCUGCUUCAGACGUGUCUGAUUCGUCAUCUGCUUCAACUACAGGAACCUCUGGUGGUUCUAGAUCAAGAGGAUCGAAUUUCCCCGAUAGAGAUCUUACUUGGAAGAAGACAUUAUUGAUUAGUGGUAUUCUUAGUGUGAGUUUGUUUUUAAAUAUCUUAUAA